Rhagoletis zephyria (snowberry fruit fly) is the source of this 330-nucleotide messenger RNA. The record is from RefSeq and is a predicted model, not a curated record. Lineage: Eukaryota; Metazoa; Arthropoda; Insecta; Diptera; Tephritidae.
AUGGACCGUAUUCGAAACAAAAACCGCGAAGCAUUGAAUGCACUAAAGAGGGUCCCAGAAAAGGAGACCGUGUACCUGUGUGUUGGCAAUAUGUUCUUCAAACAACGCGUUCCAACGGCGACAAAACUAAUUCAGGAUGAUCAGAAGCAAGUAAAUGAGCACAUUGAGAAGCUGCGUCGACAACUGAAAGACAAUGUACAGCAAAUUCAAGAGAUGGAGGACAAAGGAGAGCAAUUUGCUAAAUUCAAUCUAAAUCCACUGACACGAGACGAGAUGAAAAGUUUCAGCGUUGUGAUGAACUCCAUUAAAAAGCUCGACUUAUCGCAGUAA